Molecule: messenger RNA, 1285 nt
Organism: Humulus lupulus (European hop)
Lineage: Eukaryota; Viridiplantae; Streptophyta; Magnoliopsida; Rosales; Cannabaceae
Product: tlg2p-like protein a
Exons: 8
Coding region: 152-1111 (319 amino acids)
Biological process (GO): vesicle fusion; intracellular protein transport; vesicle-mediated transport
Cellular component (GO): membrane; SNARE complex; endomembrane system
Molecular function (GO): SNAP receptor activity; SNARE binding
Source: RefSeq, a predicted model, not a curated record
CCGGAGUCGGAGUUUGAUUCAGCUUCGUCGUUAUUUUUUUUUUUUUUGAAAAAUUCUCUUUUUACGAAGUUGGCUUCGUCGUUCUUCUAUUUCGCGCUCGCGAAAGAGUUUUGGUCAAAAUUGGAGCUUUUGAUAUUUGAUUUCAGUGUUAAUGGCGACGCGGAAUCGAACCGUACAGUUCAGAAAGCAUAGGGAUGCAGUGAAGAGUGUCCGUGCUCCGUUAUCUUCUUCGGCGUCUGGUUCGGGGGGUCCAGUGAUUGAAAUGGCAUCGCUUCUUGGUUCCAAUCGAUCUUCUUAUGCUCCUCUGAGCAGCGAAGAAGAUCCAGGUCCUUCUAGGGAUGCAUUUACAGUGGGUUUACCACCGGAUUGGGUGGAUGAUUCUGAAGAAAUAGCUGCAAAUAUUCAACGUGCACGGAUCAAAAUGUCUGAGCUAUUUAAGGCUCAUGGGAAGGCUCUGAUGCCCUCAUUUGGAGAUGGAAGAGAAGAUCAACGAACAAUUGAGGCUCUUACACAAGAGAUUACAAAUUUGUUGAGAAAGUCCGAAAAGAGAUUACAGAGAUUUUCAGCCAGGGGGUCCUCCGAGGAGUCUAAUGUUAUGAAAAAUGUACAGCGAUCACUUGCAACAGAUCUUCAGAAUCUUUCAAUGGAUCUUAGGAAAAAACAAUCAACAUAUUUGAAGCGUUUACGGCAGCAAAAGGAGGGACAGGAUGGUGUUGACUUGGAGAUGAACUUGAAUGAUAACAAAUAUAGACUGGACGAUGACGACUUUGGGGAUGUGGGUUUAAGUGAUCACCAAGUGAGUAAGCUAAAGAAGAGUGAGAAGUUCACAGAAGAAAGGGAGAGAGAGAUCAAACAGGUUGUUGAAUCAGUAAAUGAACUUGCCCAAAUCAUGAAGGACCUCUCGGUUCUAGUGAUAGACCAGGGUACAAUAGUAGAUCGGAUUGACUACAACAUUCAGGGUGUUUCAGCUUCAGUUGAGGAAGGUUUAAAACAGCUCCAAAAGGCAGAGAAAACGCAGAAGAAAGGAGGAAUGGUGAAGUGUGCAACAGUUCUAGUUAUCAUGUGCUUCGUUAUGCUAGUCCUGUUGAUACUUAAGGAGAUAAUUUUGUGAUUUUUCUGGUUUUUCUUUUGUUGUUGUAAUUUUCUCAGUUUGGUUGGGGUUUCAGAAUGGGGUAAAGGGGUACUGUUAUUGAUAGUGUUAUGGUUUUUGUAUGACCCAUCUUUUAUUCUUUCAUUCAAUAUUUCAAUAAAUGAAAAUGCACACACAGGAGCGUAAAAUUCUUAA